CAAAUCGGUAUCACAAGUGUUGGAUUUUGGUUUGAACCAGAAAGUGCAGAAGACGAAGACGCGGCUCGUCGAGGUUUGGAAUGGAAUUUCGAUUGGUUCACUCGUCCGAUCUUCCAUGAAGACGGGUCAGCGAACUUUUUGGGUCUGAAUUACUACACUUCAUUCAUGGCUCGUGAACUGAAACCAGGCGAACCAGGCAACCACAUUCAAGUGGAUCGCGACUCAGGUGUUGCAUGGUCACAUAGCAACAAAUGGAAAACGAUCGGACCACCAGGCUCAUGGCUUCAAGACUAUCCACAAGGUUUUCGUAAACUACUGAAUUAUAUUAAGCACAAAUACAAUAACGUGACAGUGUUGAUCACAGAAAACGGUUGUAUGGACACACUCGGAGAGGAACUGCACGACGAAACGAGGAUCGCUUAUCUCGCCGAACAUCUCAAGACGAUCUCAUUGGGUUCCGAUAAAUGUAAUGUUAUUGGGUAUACGUUGUGGAGUCUGUUGGAUAAUUUCGAGUGGGAUCAAGGAUACAAGUUCAGAUUUGGUAUUUAUCAUGUCGACUUCGAAGAUGCGGACCGCAAACGAACACCAAAGAAAUCAGCCGAAUGGUACAAGGAAAUAAUCGCUCGUAAUUCAGUUCUCGUCGACACCAACAAUGCAUAA
Anisakis simplex (herring worm) is the source of this 660-nucleotide messenger RNA. The record is from the annotation of a GenBank genome assembly. NCBI's taxonomy places the organism in Eukaryota, Metazoa, Nematoda, Chromadorea, Rhabditida, Anisakidae.